This is a messenger RNA of Oikopleura dioica, 1404 nucleotides long. Lineage: Eukaryota; Metazoa; Chordata; Appendicularia; Copelata; Oikopleuridae. The record is from the annotation of a GenBank genome assembly.
AUGACCGCAACAAGCCACUACAAUUCAAGCAACGCAGUAACCGUUUCUCAAACGAUCAACGCUGGAAAUCCAUUCGUUGACCUGUCUUAUUCAAUUAAUUUCUACGACAGUGCGGAUUACACAAACAAAGUUGAUUUUUCAUCGACAAGUAUCACUGUUGGAAACACUCUAUUCGCCCAGAUCGAAGCUCCAGAAUUGAUAAAUGACACCAAAUUCAUCGUCAAAAGAUGCACCGUCACUGAUAACACGGACGCUGGUUACAGUCUCAUGCUUGUCGACAAUUUUUGCCCCAUCGAUAAUGGACUGAAUUUUCGUUGGCGAUCCGAGUCGACGAGUGAUUCCGUUGUUCAAUUUGAGUAUACUAAUUUUAUAUUUCCUGGAAGCUCUGAAACGACCGAAAUGACGCUUGAUUGCGAGAUAAAUCUCUGUCAUGUUGACGAUUCGGAAUGCUUAAAAGGUUGUGAGAAGCACAUUUUGGUGUUCCCAAGGUACAUGGCAGAUGCUUACACGAUCUCUUCAAGUGGAGAAAUGACGGAUGUAUCGGUCAGUGCGCCUUCGACAAUUGACCCAACAACCAACAACUUUGCCCUCUACACUCACGGAAGCCAUUUUGCGGUCGUUCGUGGAGAAAUGUAUGUUUUCGGAGGAGGCUGGGGAGGAAUGGAAAGCGCGCAAAAGAUAGCGAUGCUGAAUGGGUGCGAGUUCACUGAGCUUCCAGUAAAAUUCACCUUUUAUUAUGGCGCUAAAGCUGCCGCAGUAGCCAUUGACGGUGGAAUGCAAGCACUUGUCUGCUUCGAUGAGAUGUAUAGCAAGGGCUCGCUAUGGAAAGUCCUAGAAUUUAUAUUUAAGGAGGGCAAAAGAUGUGAAGUAUUCGAUACUUUCACGACAACACCUACUUUUGUCCCGCAGUACCGUCAUGACUUUGGAAAAUUGGCUAUGUAUCAAGGCCAACCAACAUCCGUCAGUGGUAGUACCGCUCUGAAUGUUGGCCCCUUCAAGAAAGUAGAAACGUUGACUCCGACCGGCUGGACAAGCCUUGCUGAUCAUCCAAAAUCGAUUAGGACUCAUGUUUUAAUUGGUUUGGACAGUGGUGCAAUGAUUAUGGCUGGAGGACGCGAUGAUGAUCUUUCCGAUCUUACUCGAGAUAUUUGGCUGAUGAAAGAUGGAGCAUGGAGUCUCAUUGGGCUUCUUCAAGAGGCUUCAAAAGAAUCAUCAGCGUUGAGAAUCGAGAACGACAUCUUCAUCGUCUGUGGCGCGCAAUCAAGGGACACGCUGGACUUUUUUCCAAUCGAGAAAAUCAAAAUUGUUGACGACGAAAUCAUCAAUCAAGAAGUCAUCGGCGUUAAGACAAAUCAAAAUCACCAACCUGUUCUUUUCGAAGUCUCAGGCGAUUUUACUUGUUAA